Messenger RNA from Eruca vesicaria subsp. sativa (arugula), 465 nucleotides. NCBI's taxonomy places the organism in Eukaryota, Viridiplantae, Streptophyta, Magnoliopsida, Brassicales, Brassicaceae. The record is from the annotation of a GenBank genome assembly.
AUGGAGAAGGAGGAACUUGGCUCUAAGGAGGUGCCACUGAAAAAAUUUAUAAUGGAGAAGAAAGAAGUGACGAUGGAGAAUGAGGAGCUUGGCUCUAAGGAGGUGCCACUGAAAAAAGUUAAAACGGAGAAGAAAGAAGUGACGAUGGAGAAGGAGGAGCUUGAGAGUGAGGAAGAUGCAGUGCCACUGAAAAAAGUGAAGAAGGAUAAGAAGGAUGCUGUGCGACUGAAACCCGUGAAGAAGGAGAAGGAAGAUGGGAGACUGAAAAAAGUGAAGAAGGAGAAGAAAACAAUUGACAUCCCGCAGCUGAAAGAUGAGUCUAUUUUGACUCAAGAGUGGGAAGAUCAUCUGAAAUGGGAGAAGACUGAACAGUGUAGGCAAGUGUUGGAAGAACUUGCUGCCGGUGUAGAGGAGCCUACACGUACAAGGAAGCCUCAGUUGACAAAGACUCAAGUAUGUCUGUAG